Molecule: messenger RNA, 4185 nt
Organism: Phacochoerus africanus (Common warthog)
Lineage: Eukaryota; Metazoa; Chordata; Mammalia; Artiodactyla; Suidae
Gene: PDZRN3
Product: PDZ domain containing ring finger 3
Exons: 10
Coding region: 114-3314 (1066 amino acids)
Biological process (GO): protein ubiquitination; neuromuscular junction development
Cellular component (GO): neuromuscular junction
Molecular function (GO): ubiquitin protein ligase activity; protein binding; zinc ion binding
Source: RefSeq, a predicted model, not a curated record
CAGUCCGGGGAGAGCAAGCGAGCCGGCGGCGCAGCCGGCGCGUCUGGGCUGCUUCGCAGGGAGGGAGUGGGCGGCCGGCCGCCCGGCGGCGACCCCGGGCCCCGGCCGCCACCAUGGGCUUCGAGCUGGACCGCUUCGAGGGCGACGUGGACCCGGACCUCAAGUGUGCGCUGUGCCACAAGGUCCUGGAGGACCCGCUCACCACGCCGUGCGGCCACGUCUUCUGCGCCGGCUGCGUGCUACCCUGGGUGGUACAGGAGGGCAGCUGCCCCGCACGCUGCCGCGGUCGCCUCUCGGCCAAGGAGCUUAACCACGUCCUGCCGCUCAAGCGUCUCAUCCUCAAGCUGGACAUCAAGUGUGCGCACGCCGCGCGCGGCUGUGGCCGGGUGGUCAAGCUGCAGCAGCUGCCGGAGCACCUAGAGCGCUGCGACUUCGCGCCCGCGCGCUGCCGCCACGCGGGCUGCGGCCAGGUGUUGCUGCGGCGAGACGUGGAGGCGCACAUGCGCGACGCGUGCGACGCGCGGCCCGUGGGCCGCUGCCAGGAGGGCUGCGGGCUGCCCCUGACGCACGGCGAGCAGCGCGCGGGCGGCCACUGCUGCGCGCGGGCCCUGCGGGCGCACAACGGCGCCCUACAGGCCCGCCUGGGCGCGCUGCACAAGGCGCUCAAGAAGGAGGCGCUGCGCGCGGGCAAGAGGGAAAAGUCGCUGGUGGCGCAGCUGGCCGCCGCACAGCUGGAGCUGCAGAUGACCGCCCUGCGCUACCAGAAGAAGUUCACCGAGUAUAGCGCGCGCCUCGAUUCACUCAGCCGCUGCGUGGCCGCGCCGCCCGGCGGCAAGGGUGAAGAAACCAAAAGCCUGACUCUGGUCCUGCAUCGAGACUGCGGUUCACUGGGGUUCAAUAUUAUCGGCGGUCGGCCUUGUGCGGACAACCAAGAUGGAUCGUCCAGUGAAGGAAUCUUUGUAUCCAAAAUAGUCGACAGUGGGCCGGCAGCCAAGGACGGAGGCCUGCAAAUUCAUGACAGGAUCAUUGAGGUCAACGGCAAAGACUUAUCCAGAGCAACUCAUGACCAGGCUGUGGAAGCCUUCAAGACUGCUAAAGAGCCCAUCGUGGUGCAGGUGUUGAGGAGAACGCCACGGACCAAAAUGUUCACGCCUCCAGCAGAAUCACAAACGGUGGACACGGCCACCCAGACGGACAUCACCUUUGAGCACAUCAUGGCUCUUACCAAGAUGUCCCCACCCACCCCACCGGUGCUAGAUCCCUAUCUCUUGCCAGAGGAGCAUCCCUCAGCCCAUGAGUACUAUGAUCCAAAUGACUACAUUGGAGGCAUCCAUCAGGAGAUGGACAGGGAGGAGCUGGAGCUGGAGGAAGUGGAUCUCUACAGAAUGAACAGCCAGGACAAGCUGGGCCUCACCGUGUGCUACCGGACAGAUGACGAAGAUGAUAUUGGGAUUUAUAUAAGCGAGAUCGACCCCAACAGCAUCGCGGCCAAGGAUGGGCGCAUCCGGGAAGGAGACCGAAUUAUCCAGAUUAAUGGGAUAGAGGUACAGAACCGUGAAGAGGCUGUGGCUCUUCUAACCAGUGAAGAAAACAAGAACUUUUCCUUGCUAAUUGCAAGGCCCGAACUCCAGCUGGAUGAGGGUUGGAUGGAUGAUGAUAGAAACGACUUUCUGGAUGACCUGCACAUGGACAUGCUGGAGGAGCAGCACCAUCAGGCCAUGCAGUUCACGGCCAGCGUGCUGCAGCAGAAGAAGCAAGAAGAAGACGGCGGAACCACAGACACAGCCACCAUCCUGUCCAACCAGCACGAAAAGGACAGUGGUGUGGGCCGGACGGAUGAGAGCACGCGCAAUGAUGAGAGCUCGGAGCAGGAGAACAACGGCGACGACGCCCCUGUGUCCUCCCCACCGCUGGCGGGGCAGAGGAAGCUCACAUGCAGCCAAGACACCCUGGGCAGCGGCGACCUGCCCUUCAGCAAUGAGUCCUUCAUUUCCGCAGACUGCGCUGACGCCGACUACCUGGGCAUCCCGGUGGACGAAUGCGAGCGCUUCCGGGAGCUGCUGGAGCUCAAGUGCCAGGUGAAGAGCGCCAGCCCCUAUAGCCUAUACUACCCCAGCAGCCCCCUGGACGCCAGCAAGAGCGACCCCGAGAGCGUGGACAAGGAGCUGGAGUUGCUCAACGAGGAGCUGCGCAGUAUCGAGCUGGAGUGCCUCAGCAUCGUGCGCGCGCACAAGAUGCAGCAACUCAAGGAGCAGUACCGUGAGUCCUGGAUGCUGCACAACAGCGGCUUCCGCAACUAUAACACCAGCGUGGAUGUGCGCCGGCACGAGCUCUCGGACAUCACCGAGCUUCCAGAGAAGUCCGACAAGGACAGCUCGAGUGCCUACAACACCGGAGAGAGCUGCCGGAGCACCCCGCUCACCCUAGAGAUGUCCCCGGACAACUCCCUGAGGAGAGCAGCCGAGGGCAUCGGCUGUCCCGGGAGCGAAGGCGCCGCUGGGGCCACAGAAGCUUACGGGCCGUCCUCAAAGAAUCUGCUCUCCAUCACAGAAGAUCCCGAAGUGGGCCCCCCUGACUACAGCCCCUCUCCUAAAGAGCUUGACCCCAGCCAGACCCUGGAGAACAAGGAGAGGAAACCCAGCGACGACAGCAGCAGCCCCAUCCCUGGCCAGAAGCUGGGUGGCUCCUACCUGUCGCCCUACCCCCACUCCCCCUACAAGCACGCCCACAUCCCAGCGCAUGCGCAGCACUACCAGAGCUACAUGCAGCUGAUCCAGCAGAAGUCGGCUGUAGAGUACGCACAGAGCCAGAUGAGCCUGGUGAGCAUGUGCAAGGACCUGAACUCCGCCAACCAGUUGGAGCCGAGGAUGGAAUGGAAAGUGAAGAUCCGGAGCGACGGGACACGUUACAUCACCAAGCGGCCGGUGCGGGACCGUCUGCUGCGGGAGCGGGCACUCAAGAUCCGGGAGGAGCGCAGCGGCAUGACCACGGACGACGAUGCAGUGAGCGAGAUGAAGAUGGGGCGGUACUGGAGCAAGGAGGAGAGGAAGCAGCAUGUGGUGAAGGCCAAGGAGCAGAGGCGCAGGCGCGAGUUCAUGAUGCAGAGCCGGCUCGACUGCCUGAAGGAGCAGCAAGGGGCUGACGACCGGAAGGAGAUGAACAUCCUCGAACUCAGCCACAAAAAGAUGAUGAAGAAGAGGAAUAAAAAGAUAUUUGAUAACUGGAUGACAAUCCAAGAACUCUUAACCCAUGGCACGAAAUCUCCAGAUGGCACUAGAGUAUACAAUUCGUUCCUAUCGGUGACUACUGUAUAAUUUCCACUUCUGCAUUAUGUACAGAAAGGAGAACACUACCAUUGGGGUAGAAAUUCCUGCCUCGUUCAAUGUGGCAAGUUUUUGUAUAUAAGAUAAAUACCGUCAUCGUGUUUAUAGUCGAAAUUGGCGAGCCCUACAACUCUGGGUGUCCUAGCUCUAUUUUAAGUGGAGAAAAACCACCCAUAUAACGAUCUAUCUUGGAAGGCAAUAUUAACAGAGCUCUUUUCAAAUAGCAGUGGUACUUUUUUACUUGUUAUCUUUUACAUAAAGUGUUUAAAUUUCAAAAAGAUCUUUUAUUAAGCAUACUUUCACAGAAUUUGUUUAAACCUAUAUUCAUAUUAAAAAAAAAAGUUAAACACGCUUUUUUUUUCCUGCCGAAACCACAGAUAUGACUGCCAGUAUGUAUUUUUAAUGGAACUCUAUUUUAUAAUGUUACUUUGCUGAAUGUGUUUGUUUCAUAUGGGUGACCGUUAAUAUAUUAUUUAGGUCAGAGCUUCAACUCAAAACUACCAAACUCUUUGGUAACAAUUCAAUACACAUAACGAUACCAGCGGUGUUUAGAUUUGGGAUAAUAUUUAAACAUUUUUCUGGUCAAAGUUCCCAAGAGAGUGUAAAGGUUUUAACAGAAAGCAAAAUAUAAUGCAGAUUUGUGGAAGUUUAAAGCAUGUUUGCAAAUAUUGCAGCCGUUGGAAGACUUUGCAUGUACAGGAAAGUUGUGGAUGGAGAUGGUUUGUGGAAUUUUAAGUGCUUAUUGUAGUAAACCUUUGCUUUGUAGGUUCGAAGGGACGGACUUUUACGAGAAGAUUUACAAAAUCAUGAUUAGUUACAAACAUUAAGUAAAAUGAAGUUAAAUAAAUUAUUUUCUAUUUGA